CGGCUCUCCUAGCGGCGCGGGUGGAGUGCGGCUGUGGAUCCGAGCUGCUGAGUGCCACCAUGUUCCAGGGUGCCGAAAUCGGGUCGGCCAAGCCUAGCUCCAGGGUAUUGAAGCCCCCAGGAGGAGAUUCUAGUAAUCUCUUUGGGAGUACAGAAGAACUGUCUUCUUCAAGCAGACCACAUCGGAUGGCAUCCAAUAUCUUUGGAGCAUCAGAACCACCUCAGAAUAUUCCAAAAAGAACAAACCCUCCAGGAGGAAAAGAAAGUGGCAUUUUUGAGGACUCUAGUUCUGCUCAGCCUCGUCCACGCAUGAAUCCACCUGGUGGGAAGACAAGCGAUAUCUUUGGSUCUCCUGUCUCUCCCAGCAUUGUGCGAGCACACCCAAACAAGCCCAAGGAUCAAAUUGUCUUGAAAGAAGAGGAAAUACCAAAGAAUCCAGAAGCUACAGAAAAUAUCAAACCACAUCUGGAAGAUGGAGGUGAGAAAAAACCUCUGGGCAAAGAGGAGCGAUGCAAGGAGCCAGAACCCAAGAUAGACAAUCACGAGCCGCGACUAGGGCCAAGGCCACGCUCACACAACAAAGUCCUCAAUCCGCCAGGGGGAAAAUCCAGCAUUGCAUUCUAUUAGGGUCAUUGUGUCACUGUCACUAAUGGAGAAAUUCUUGUCUGUGUUGGCAAGGUCAGUUUAUAUCUGUUGUGUGUGAAUAGAUUCUUAGGCAGAUGGAUAAGCACCAUGUUAGAGUACAUAGCGAGGAUAACCUGGGGAUUUGGGGAGGGAGGACUGGGGAGGGAAUGGGUGCCUUCUGGAUGAUGUGAGUAUUGGCCUGCCUGGGUAGGUGGCAGAAAAAUCAGUGCUAUUUAGUGGUGAGUUCCUCAGACUGUUAAGUUCUUAGCUAGGUGAUGGCUCAGGACAUUCUUGUGGAGUCAGGCUUAUCCAUACAGUCAACAUGUCAAACCUUGUGAAUGGGAAGGGGCCUGGAGAUCACACCUGAUGAUUCUGAAGUACAGCAGRUAGGCUGGUUUCCCCUAGGCAGUGGGAUGCAGCUUCACAGCGUGAGCUGACUUGCAUUCGUGUGAAUAUAAAUAAGUUCCCCUGGAACAAUUAGUGCUGCCAUAGUUAGGAGUUUCUUCAGUCAUUGCUCCUCUUUCUUCUUUCUUGCUUUGCAGCCCAUGAUUGCUGAUACAAGGACAAAAUACGCUGAAGGUUUCUUUURUGCUCAUAAACCAUCGUAUGUUUGUAAAGAUUGUGGUCCUCCCCUCCCCGGUAUUCAGGUCUUCYGGAUGCCUUUAGUAAUCUGCUGAUUACUGUUACUAGCUCUUCACAUGCUGUUUCAUGUAGGUGCUUUUAUGUUUACUGGUAAAGAUGUGGGUGCAAAUGACUGCUUUAUCAUAGUCUUUGAACAGAGGCAACUUGAAGUUUACAGAUACCAUGGAGAAUAGGCUGAGGUGUCAGCCAGGUCACUCUGACCCAGUCUAUCUAAAAAGGGCUUAGCUUCAGUACAGGUUUUCACUUGGCUCCCCAUGGAAACCAGGACUGUUCUCCUAUCUCCAUCACAGUGAAUUUCCUGUUGGUUUUACCUGUGCUGAGUCUGUUAGUGAAUUCUCCUGUAUUUUGUUAGCCUUACCUUUGCCUUUGAUUGUCUCAGAUUCUUGUUGGGAGAACUAUGUGAGUUCUCCCCAGGCUAGAGCUGUAGUUAAUUUUGCCGUAGAUUAGUUGGAAAAACCUUCGUUGGAAAAACAAAGGCCUUAGCAAUACAAGCCUUCUGUUUGUGGUGGCUAUUGUAAAUCAUGUUUGGAAGAUGUGUAUGUUUUGCACAGACGUUUUUGGGUGAGGGUUUGUUCUCUGAGUGGAUUUUAUGAUCAUAUCCAGAGCUUUGAUAUAUGAAUGUUAACAUAAGGUUCUUACUGUUAAGAAUAUUAAAUACUGACCUUUUAAAUCUGACAUACCAAAACAGYGGUUGUUCAGGUACACCAAAGAACAAGUGGCCUUAUUGUAUAUAUCCACUGCUGUUCUAGCCCAGGUUCCCUGGGAACUGCUGCCAUUGAGGGGGUGCUGGGCCAGGUGCUAAACUGCUCUGUGAUUGUAAUGCUUCCUAGGCCAUGUAGUUCCCUUGCGCCAGCAGUGGUGGGUGACUGCUUUAAGACAUAGUUGCCUUUUCUAAUAGUGAAAUAUAUGGGGCAGUGCUAAUAGAAACAGCCAUGGAAAGUAGGGAUUUCAAUGCCUUUGUAAUUUUCAGAUUGGUUUGGAGCUGCCUGUUAUUUUUCCCCUGAGGAAAACAAGGCAGUAGUUCAAACUGCAACCCUGGGAUGAACUUACGUUACUUCCAAACAUGUAUUUCCUAGCAACUCUUUCUGAGUCUGUGCUCUCUAGCCUCUGGCUGAGUCUCAGAUACAUUCUCUGUUUCAGUUCCUUGUUCCAGUACUUGACAGGAAGCUGUCAUGUGGAAAAGUCAACCAGAGGCUGCUUCCUGCAUUGCAGGCUCUGGCAUAGUUGAUGUUAACCUGCAAUACCAAUCAUUUGGCUUCUUUUAAUACUUGAUGUGCAUUGGCUUCAGUGCCUGUCUUUUAAACAGCAAUUUCUAACUAGGCCUUAAAUUAGUUAAACAAUGUUAAUUUUCUUGCACUUCAUUCUUUGGAAUCUGAACAAUKUUUUCAACUCAGCAAGUAAGAUUGAUCUGAGCAUUUCUCCAGGUCAGAACGGGUUUGGAAAUCAAAUGAUGGAACAUGCAGUUGUCAAUAAAUCUCUGUAUUUUGUUACUUCA
Molecule: messenger RNA, 2760 nt
Organism: Malurus melanocephalus (red-backed fairy wren)
Lineage: Eukaryota; Metazoa; Chordata; Aves; Passeriformes; Maluridae
Gene: JPT2
Product: Jupiter microtubule associated homolog 2
Exons: 5
Coding region: 60-626 (188 amino acids)
Cellular component (GO): nucleus
Source: RefSeq, a predicted model, not a curated record